Molecule: messenger RNA, 4581 nt
Organism: Xyrauchen texanus (razorback sucker)
Lineage: Eukaryota; Metazoa; Chordata; Actinopteri; Cypriniformes; Catostomidae
Product: alkyldihydroxyacetonephosphate synthase, peroxisomal-like
Exons: 20
Coding region: 69-1949 (626 amino acids)
Biological process (GO): lipid biosynthetic process
Molecular function (GO): alkylglycerone-phosphate synthase activity; FAD binding
Source: RefSeq, a predicted model, not a curated record
ACCUCACAUCCUUCCAUGAGCCGCGCUGCCUGCCGCCGCUGACCUCUGACAGCAAACACGGAAGCAGCAUGGCGUCAAACAACAGCAGCAGCGCUCAGCACAGACUCAGAAUAAUAGCCGGACAUUUGCAGAAACGGCCGGAGGUUGAAAACACGGGCAUUGCUGCUCAGGAUUGCAAAGCCGAGACGCCUAGACCCACCCCGAGCGGACUGACACCGUUGCCGAAGAGAAGGCAGGAGAUCAUGAAGUGGAAUGGCUGGGGUUACAGCGACUCCCGGUUCUUCUUUAAUAAGAAAGGCCAAGCAGAGUUCACAGGGAAAAGGUAUCGGUUGAGUGGGCUGAUUCUGCCGAGUUUGAAGGACUGGUUUGAGGGCACAUUUGGAGCUAAUUUACAACAGAAAACUCCUGCUUCACCCACGCUGAAUUUAAAUGCAGUCACGCCUCCUAACCUGAAUGAGCCAUUCAUGGAGGAUCUGAAGGCGGCGGGCGUGGCCGUGUCACAUGAUCCAGAGGAUCGGGUUUUCAGAGCUCAUGGACACUGCCUGCAUGAAAUCUUUGCCCUGCGUGAGGGGAGGAUAGGACGGGUGCCAGACAUGGUGGUUUGGCCGAGCUGUCACAAUGAUGUGGAGAAGAUUGUGGAACUGGCCUGUAAACACAACACCUGCUUAAUACCAUACGGAGGUGGUACGAGUGUGUCCAGUGCUCUAGAGUGCCCCCAUGAGGAGACUCGCUCUAUUGUGUCUUUGGACACAUCUCAGAUGAACCGAGUAUUGUGGAUUGAUGAGAAAAAUCUAACUGCUCAUGUGGAGGCUGGAAUCAUUGGACAGGAUCUAGAGAGACAGUUGAAUGAGCAUGGUUACUGUACUGGUCAUGAGCCGGACUCCAUGGAGUUCAGUUCUCUGGGCGGAUGGGUGGCAACAAGGGCAUCGGGCAUGAAGAAGAACAUAUAUGGCAACAUCGAGGAUCUGGUGGUGCAUAUAAAGAUGGUGACCCCUAGAGGAGUGAUUGAGAAGAGCUGUCUGGGGCCACGUAUGUCCACUGGGCCCGAUAUACAUCACUUCAUACUGGGCUCAGAGGGAACACUGGGAGUGGUGACUGAAGUUACGAUGAAGAUCCGGCCCAUCCCUAAAUAUCAGAAAUAUGGCUCUGUGGUCUUCCCAAACUUCCAGCAGGGUGUGGCGUGUCUGAGAGAGGUGGCCAGACAGAGAUGUGCUCCAGCAUCUAUUCGGCUAAUGGACAAUGAACAGUUUCAGUUCGGUCAUGCACUCAAGCCACAAGUGUCCUCCAUAUUCACAUCAUUUUUAGACGGCUUGAAAAAAUUCUACAUCACAAAGUUUAAAGGAUUUGACCCACACCACCUGUGUGUUGCCACAUUGUUGUUUGAGGGGGAUCGUGGGAAGGUUUUGCAGCACGAGAAACAGGUCUACGACAUUGCUGCCAAAUUCGGGGGUCUGGCAGCAGGAGAGGAUAACGGUCAGAGGGGUUACAUGCUGACGUUUGUGAUUGCAUAUCUGCGGGAUUUGGGAAUGGACUACUAUGUGAUCGGCGAGUCGUUUGAGACGUCUGUGCCUUGGGACAGGGUUUUGGACUUGUGUAAGAACGUGAAGGAGAGGAUUGUGAGGGAGUGUAAAGAGACAGGAGUACAGUUUCCUCCACUGUCCACAUGCAGAGUUACGCAAACAUAUGAUGCCGGUGCUUGUGUGUACUUUUAUUUUGCCUUUAAUUAUCGAGGUCUGAGUGAUCCAGUCCACGUCUAUGAAAAAGUGGAGCAUGCAGCACGGGAGGAGAUUCUAGCCAACGGAGGAAGCCUGUCUCACCACCAUGGAGUGGGGAAACUCCGGAAGGAAUGGAUGAAGGAGAGCGUGUCCACCGUGGGUCUCGGCAUGCUGAAGUCAGUGAAGGAGUAUGUUGACCCUCAGAACAUUUUUGGGAACAGAAACCUGUUGUAAUUCUUCUUCAAACUCUUGAUUCAUGUUUUCUAUGAUAAUUUUGUCCUGUUUGAUUUAAACGUCAUAUUCUUGUUUUUCAUCUUGGUGUGUGUGUGCAGAGUAAUAUGAUAAACCAAUCCUCUGUUUCCCUUUAACAUGGUCCUCUUGUGUUAUUGACACUUUUAAAGGAAUGGUUCACCCAAAAAUGUGCGCACCCUAAUUGUGUUACAAACACGUAUACUGUUAUUUUGUCAGUAGAACACAAAAUUAGACAUUUUUAAAGAAUUGUGACAAAUCUUCACCUUGACAGAAGUUCACAAAGCUUUUGUAUGUCUUCAGAAGACUUGGAAUACAAUACACAAAUCAUAUGGGCUUCUUUUAUGAUACGUUUAUGGUGCUUUGUUGCUGUUUUUUCUGUAUUUUUUGGAGGUUGACAGACAUGGUCCCUAUGGAACUGAUGGCAAGAGCUGUGUAACAAUUCUACAAAAUAUCUCCUUUUGUGUUCUAUGUUGAAAACAACAACAGCAUACAGGUUUGGAAUGACAUAAGGGAAAGUACUGACAUCAUUUUCAUUUUGAUGUCAUCAUGCCAAUCAGACUGCCUCAUCAUUAACACAUGAUGUCAUUUCUCUCUGGUCUUUCCAUUGUUUGUUGUUGUAACAGGAUUUUUAUACGCAUGUGUCUGGAUGUUUCUGUGUCUGCCACUGCUGCUGUGCUAAUUAUGUUAGCAGUGAUUGAAAUCAGCUUUUAAAAGCAGCGUGCCUUCUGUGUCUGUCUGUCUCUGUCCUAUACUUCUAUCUGAGUGACUUGUUGGUACUUUUACUGUGUGUUCUUCUUUUGUCUUUUCUGUCCAUCAGUUCGAAGUGUUUCUCAUAAACAGUGCAUAUUGUUUUUUGGGUGAAUCUCAUGGAAAACUGUUUAAAUUUUCCUAAAAAGAAAUAAACAAUAUGUGUUGCAUAAAGAAAAUUACACAUAUUUUAGCUCAUAUUAAAUAAGCAAAUGAAAUAAAGUUCAACAAAUACUACCAUUAUGCAAUAAUGCUUUACAAAAGUAAUUAAUUUUCAUACAGCAAUGACCAUGAGAUUUCACAUUACUGUAAAAUGUAAUACUGAGAACUGGGCGACAUUUGCAAAAGAAAAAAAAAAAAACUUGGUACUUUAAGGUGGCUUCAUUUUGUCAAUUAUCUCAUUUUUGUCUUCUAUUAAUUUUAAGGUGAAAUAUAACUUUGAAAUGUAUGAUGUCAAGUUUAUAUCAAAGGUUUAAUUGGAAAAAAGCAAAAAGAGUGUAGUUUAGAAUUUUUUACAUUUGUCCUUCCUUGCAUUCCCACGUCAUCCUCGAAUUUGACCUGAAUUUCACGACCACAGCUUGAAAAAUAUAAAUAAUUUUAAGGAGAUGAGUUUACACAAAAUAUUUUAAAUAUAUAAAUUGAAAAAAUAAAUAUAUAAUUAAAUACAUAAAUGUACAUUUAAAAGUUAAUCACAUCAAAUUAUUAAAUUUGGCAUUUUCAAAUUCAAGCUCUGAUGAUAUCGAUUUUACGCCAUAGUCAUGUUCUUCUUAAUAAAGUCCGUGAGAUUCACUCUUGAUUCGUUUGUGCAUCGACCAAGAUGUGCUGAAAAAAACAUCCUGUUAAUACUGGGUCGAAAACAGAGUUGUGUGCUCGAGCAAGUGUGUAUUCAGCUGUCUUAGAGCAUGUUGCCUGACAGAGGUUUAAGUUUGAUAAUUUGAGUAAUCUUUAUCUAAUCUGUCCUCGUGUUUCUACCAAAGAUUGUCAGUAUCUCUUCAAAGGCAGACUACUUCAGCCUCACACACUGUAUAUAAACAUGAUACCACGCUUGAGUGUACGAUCGCUGAGCUUCAUCAUGAUAAAUAGUAUUUUUUUAACGCAACAUAUGCGAAAAGCCAGAGAUGAUCUGAACUUGGAUCUAAAACAUGAUUUGUGACUGUUAUAUAUGAUUUGUAUGCAUUCAAUUAAAUAUGAGUGAGACUAAACUGUCAGAACUUGUCAUCUCAAUCAGUACAUCUUUUAAAAAGAAUGUAUCAAGUUCAAGUAUUUCAUACCCUGCUCAAAGUUGUAAAGACCCAAACUGCUGUAGAAGGUGAAAGAGAGAUGCAACAGUUCUUCAAAUGUGGAAUAACAGAUUAUUUACUGUCUUUAACUUGCUUAUAAAAUGCCACAGUGUGUGUGUGUGUGUGUGUGUCCCAUUUAACAGGAUGUCAAUGUCUUGCUUUACUACAGUGGCACUUUGCAGGGCUUUUAUUUUCAUAAACCCUGCACACUGCUGUGAGACGCCACCACUCAGACCUGUCAAACAGGGCUUUGAUAUUCAACAGAGCUUUUUCACAGGUUUCUCAAAUGACACUAUCAUUUAUAAAGUGUCAUAAGAGCUUUAUAAUGUGUUUUAUGAAUCCCAUCUUCAUUACGGAGCUAUUUUGUGUUGCUGAAACGCAUAAUGAACGAUCCAGAGGAGGUUCGUUUGUCCCUCUGAAUGAAUCCUGAAUGGUUUCAUCAUCGACUCUCUCAUAGUUCACUAAAAGAAAAGCUGGAGGAAAAAAAUCUAUAUUAACAGAUUCAAAUAUGAAUAUUAUGUAAGUUACCCUUGUCUUUUCACAGAUUUCUUGGUCAUGUGUUUUAAUAUCAGAGUACAUACAAAGCU